CCAUGCCGAUGUACCAGGUAAAGCCUUAUCACGGGCGCGUCGCACUUCUCCAUGUGGAACUUCCCACCUGCAUGUACCGGCUCCCCAACGUGCAAGGCAUGAGCGGCGGCCCAGCGCCCUGCGUUGUCCACGUGCAGACGUACAUCCUGGGUUUCCAGCAGGAGAAACAGGCUUGUCGAUUCUGACACAAGAUGGGUGAAUCGCUCGAUCACCAUACCUACCCUGCAGUCCUCGUCUUCCUGGCCCCAUAGCUCCUCCUCUCCAAGCAUGUCUUCCCCACUGCAGAGAGCUGCGGGAGAUACCAAGAGGGCCUUGUCUGCAUCUUCUAGUUCCUCUGCCGGUCUACCCUUCGAUGACAGGGACUCAAACCAUACCUCAGAGGGGAAUACUGACUCUUUGUUAGCUGAUGAAGGCAGUGACUUUGAAGAUAGCUUCAAUCGCAAUGUGAAGAAGAAAGCAAAAGGACCACCGAAAACAACGCCGGUGGCAAACAUCCAAAGAAAGGUCCCGAGUGGCACAUCGUCAUAGCCAGAAACAGUCAGAGCCACCAGCCAAUGAUCUUUUCAAUGCUGUGAAAGCCACCAAAAGUGACAUGAAGUCUUUGGUAGAUGAGUGGCUGGAUAGCUACAAGCAAGACCAGGAUGCAGGAUUUCUGGAGCUUGUUAACUUUUUCAUCUGAUCUUGUGGAUGUAAAGGCACUGUGAGCCCUGAGGUGUUCAAGAAGAUGUCCAACUCAGAGAUCAUCCAGCACCUGACACAGCGUUUAAUGAGGUGGAAGAAGACGACCAGGAUCUUCUUACCCCUCUUAUUUCAAAACACAAUGCCUAUUAUCCCCUUCUUUUUGAUUCUGUGAAAUAAGGUAGCUUUUAGAAGGUGGAGUUCAGUCUCUUGGGGGUAAAAAGAGAUCUGAAUAUGCCUCUCAAACUGGGGAGACUACCAGGAAAUGAAGUAUAUCAGAGAUAUUUUUACUAGACUGUUGGGUUUUGACAUCCAAGCCCCUAUGACUUCAUGGACCUGGUCAUAACUUUCCCAUCCUUUUCAUACAUCCUUUUGUAGGACUCGGGGGACUAUCCUCUGACAGCUCCAAGUCCAUCCUGGAAGAAGUUCCAGGGCAGCUUCUGUGAGUUUGUGGGGACAUUGGUCUGUCGGUGCCAGUACAGCCUCCUCCAUGCUGGCUGCCCUGUGGACAGCCUCAUCUCCCUGCUCACUGGCCUCUCAGACUCACAAGUCCGCGCCUUCCGUCACACUAGCACCCUGGCUGCUGUGAAACUGAUGACCUCCCUGGUAAGGGUUGCCCUCCAGCUGAGUCUGCACCAAGAUAACAAUGAGCAUCAGUAUGAGGCUGAAAGAAACAAGGGGCCAGGGCAGAGGGCACCUGAGUGGCUGGAGAGCCUGUUGGAGAAACACAGAGGGGAAAGACCAUGUGAGAAGCCAGCAAGAAGGCGGCCAUCUGCAAGCCAAGGAGAGAGGCUUCAGGAGAAACCACCCCUGCCAACAUCUUGAUCUUGGACUUCCAGCCUCCAGAGCUGUGAGAAAAGAAAUUUCUGUUGUUUAAGCUACCUGGUCUGUGGUAUUUUGUUAUAGCAGCCUGAGCAAACUAAUACAGCAUCUCAAAGAUGCCUGUAACCCAACUCCAUUCCCACCCUAAGUCAGAGUGUUUAGCAGAGGGUUAGUAGUUGCCUCCAGAGCAUGAAGGGCUCUUCCUGACUCUUAACUGUGAGGAAUGCUUUGGGUUAAAAGAUUGUACUUUUCUGAGUUCAGCUGAAAGGUGGAGGGCUCAGUGAAGUGGCUCACAUCUGUAAUUCCAACACUUUGGGAGGCCGAGGUGGGAGCAUCACUUGAGCCCAGGAGGUUGAGAGCAGCUUAAGCAACAUAGUAAGACCCUGUUUCAAAACACACACAUGCACGCACGCACGCACGCACGCGUGCGCAGGUGUGGGGGCAUGUGCCUGCAGUUCCAGCUACUUGGGAGGCUGAGGUGGGUGGAUUGCUUGAGGCAAGGAGUUUGAGACAAGCCUGGUCAACAUAGUGACACCCCAUCAUCCCCCAAAAUCAUUUUUCUUUGUUUUGAGACACAGUCUCACUCUAUUGCCCAGGCUGCAGUGCAGUGGUGUGAUCUCACCUCCCUGCAACCUCCGCCUUCACGGACAGUGAAUGUCAGUAAACAUUCGGCAGAAAAGCUCUGCCAAAUUGAGUGCUCUGAUGUGACUUUUUUGUCAAGUCAGUGUUCCUGGGAUCUCUUGUACAUGAUAAUCUCACUCUUGUACAUGAUAAUCUCACUCCUGUAACGUUUCCUAGUUUCUGCUUGCCCUAGUUUUCUUUCCCAUCCUGAUCCCUCUCCCACCAGACUGGACUCUGAAAUGGGCAUGUACAGAGAAGAGGAGACCCCAACAUGCUUCAGGCUUUGAGUGGAGAGGACACAGCCUCUGCUGGGACAGGGAACAGAGGGAUGCGGAGACCCCGAAGAUGCUUUUGGACAAUGGUCUGAGGUUGGGACAGUGGCAGGAGAUACCAUUCAUUCACUCAGGAUCUCCAGAACAAGAGAUCAGCCUGGCAGUUACAUGUGUUUUUCUUCAAACUGGUUGCCAGGUUGGAAUGACCGAUGACAUCAGAGAUUCCGACCUUCCUGAUUGGAAGAACCGGACUCUGUCGGCGCCUGGAAGUUCAGGUGGACAACAGCAUCUUCUCAGAGCUGUUUUCCACUCCUGACUUCUCCAAGCCUCGAGAAUUGAUAACACACUCUUUUGGAUCCUAGCAGUGCCCACAAGAAGGCCAUGGACAGAACAGAGACUAGUUUCCAUGAGAGGGGACAGAUUAUGGGAAAGAUCACGGCCAGCCGUCAACCGCACCCCCAGGAUGAGCAGAGCCCCCAGCGGAGCACCUCGGGGUACCCCCUCCAGGAGGUGGUGGAUGAUGAAGUGUCGGGACCAUCAGCCCCUGGGGUAGAUCACAGCCCCCCAGGUAGGUCCUUUCGCUGGAAAAGGAAGAGGGAGUGGUCAGACGAAUCUGAGGAGUCAUUGGAGGAGGAGCCAAAGAAGGAGCUCGUCCCUGAGCCUGAGGAGACCUGGGUGGCGGAGACACUGUGUGGCCUCAAGAUGAAGCCGAAGAGACGGCGAGUGUCACUCGUGCUCCCUGAGCACCACGAGGCCUUCAACAGGCUGCUUGAGGAUCCUGUCGUUAAAAGAUUCCUGGCCUGGGACAAAGAUCUGAGGGUGUCAGACAAGUAUCUCCUGGCUAUGGUCAUAGCGUAUUUUAGCCGGGCCGGCCUCCUCUCCGGGCAAUACCAACGCAUCCAUUUCUUCCUGGCUCUCUAUCUGGCCAAUGACAUGGAGGAGGACGACGAGGCCCCCAAAGAAAACAUCUUUUACUUCCUGUACGGGAAGACCCGCUCUCACAUACCCUUGCUCCGUAAGCGUCGGUUCCGGUUAUGCCGUUCCAUGAACUGGAGGGCCAGGAAGAACCGCUCUCCGAUAGCCUUGUUCCAGAAGCUUCGGUUCCAGUUCUUCUGUUCCAUGCGCUGCAGGGCUUGGGUUUCCCCGGAGGAGUUGGAGGAGAUCCAGGCUUAUGACCCAGAGCACUGGGUAUGGGCGCGAGAUCGCGCCCGCCUUUCCUAGAGCUCCAGGGACCGUGGAGGCCUGAGGUCAUCGGCCUGAGAGAAGAACACCGGGCCCAGGGGAGAUGUGGAUUUUCCGCAGGAACUUUAUUCCAAUGCUCAUGGCAGACACCAGGAAGGAGGAGAGGAGCCGUUUGUGCAGAUCAUCUGGAAGAACCUGGACCGUUCUUGAUGGAGCUGAAUACAGUGAUCACGUUGUCCUCCUAGGAGCAGGGGUGGAGGGUGGGGGGUGGGGUACUUCUAGGAGUCCUUGGAAAAAAGUAAGAAACCAGGAGUGUUUCCAGUUCCACCCUUUCCUGCGGCACCACCUCCCUUUUUAUGUUGCUGAAUUCCAACCUCCCUGGAGGUCCUGUUUCUUAGGGACUUGGUUGCCACAGUCCAGGAGCAUUUGAAGGCACAGUGCAGGGGCUCAGAUUGGCACAGAAUUCUUUGUGAAAUAUGAGUGCCACAGACUGUAACGGAUAGCUUCGUGCACACUAUGCAUUUUAUUGGUUUGUCUGGAAAAUGUUGGCCAUUGAAUUAUUAAUAGCUUUAUUUCAAAUAGUUUGGAAAUUGUUGUACUUUUGAAAACAUGCUGUUCCUGUAGUUUUUUCAUAAGAGUUAUAGCUGUUAUAUAUAUAUAAAGAUAAUUUUCUUUUCAUUUUUAAGAGAGAAUUCUUUUUAUUCUAAACCUUUUAUUAUCUUUUAAAUUUUUUUCUGUAUUAUUAUAUGUGCUCCUGAAGCGAGCACUCUUUUUAUCUAUGAUACUUCCAUAAUAAUCUCUUCUAUUUAUAGCUAGGUAGUUCCCCUAAAUUCUGGUCAUAGAAAUUUUUAUUUGCUGUUUAGGUUUGUGACUGAAUUGUGAGAAUUCAGUUGUGAUUUUUAACAUGUCUCAGAUAUAUAUACUAACAUGUCUAAUGUAUACUAUCUAUUUUAUUGGUUUAUUUUGAAAAACAUGGGCAUGGAAUUAUUUAAAUAUUAUUUUAUUUAUUUCAAUAUGUAUUAAAUAUAUUUAUUAAAGAUAUUUAUUUAAAUAUUCUUAUUACUUUAAAUAUUAUUUUAAAUAUUUUGGAAAUACUGGUAGUUUUGAAUAGACGCUGUUUCUAUAAAGUUGUGUGAUGGGUGUUAUAACUGUUAUAUACACAUACAGAUAAUUUUGUUUUCCUUUUUAAGAGAGGAUUCUUUUUAUCCGAAAUCUUUUACCUUUCAAUCUUUGUAUCUAUUAUUACACGUGCUGCUGAAGGGAGCAUGCUUUUUAUCUAUGAUACUUAGUUAACAUAUAUAUUACAUUUAGAGCUAUGUAGUAGUUCACCUAAAUUCUUGUAAAAAUAAAUUUUUAUUUGAUAUUUAGCGUAUGUUUGAAAUAUGAGAAUGCAGAUGUAAUUUUUUACCUUGUAUUGGCAUGUUUGUAUGUUACUUUAAAGAGGAUGUGUGUUCUAAAGGAGGGCAUGAGCUGUGUGUUUUCAAGAGAACAGUGCAGUGCAUCUCUUGGGGAAACGUAAUAAAGAUGAACUUUUCUCACCUUCACA
Pongo pygmaeus (Bornean orangutan) is the source of this 5121-nucleotide messenger RNA. Its product is annotated as putative speedy protein E7. Gene Ontology annotation, biological process: positive regulation of cyclin-dependent protein serine/threonine kinase activity. The transcript has 15 exons. Lineage: Eukaryota; Metazoa; Chordata; Mammalia; Primates; Hominidae. Gene Ontology annotation, molecular function: protein kinase binding. The coding region runs from base 2775 to 3614 and encodes 279 amino acids. The record is from RefSeq and is a predicted model, not a curated record.